Lactuca virosa is the source of this 1488-nucleotide messenger RNA. The record is from the annotation of a GenBank genome assembly. Lineage: Eukaryota; Viridiplantae; Streptophyta; Magnoliopsida; Asterales; Asteraceae.
AUGGCUUCUAAUGUUCAUGUUCUUAUGAUACCUCUAAUGUGCCCCGGUCACCUCAUUCCAAUGGUGGACAUGGCCAAACUCAUGGCACAACAAUCAGCCACCGUCACCGUCGUCAUCACACCCCGUAACGCCGCCAGGUUCGGGGCGGUCCUCCACCGUGCAGUGGCCUCAGGCCACCCUAUCCGAAUCCUCCAACUCCAAUUCCCAGCCUCAGAAUACGGAUUACCAGAAGGAUGUGAAAACGUAGACGAUUUGCCAUCAUUCAAGUUGACCAAGAACUUCUUUGAUGCAACUGCUAAACUCCAAGAACCACUUGAAAAAGUGUUUAACGACCUUAAACCGAAACCAAGUUGUAUGAUUUCUGAUAAACAUUUAACUUGGACAGAAGAUGUAGCAAGAAAGUUCGAGAUUCCAUGGGUUAUUUUCGAUGGAAUGAGUUGUUUCACUCAGUUAGCUACUCAUAAUCUCUGUGUUUCCAAGGUUCAUGAACGGGUGGGCGAUUUCGAUCCAUUUUUGUUGCCGGGUUUACCGGAUAACAUAACCAUGACUAAAUCUCAGCUUCCAGGGUUAUUCAAUCCAGGAAAGAGUGCAGAGGCAAAGGUGAUAAAAACUGUACGUGAGAAAAUUAGAGCAGCAGAAACAGGAGCAUAUGGGGUAGUUAUAAACAGUUUUGAGGAGUUGGAAAGAAGAUAUAUCGACGAAUACAGGAAAGUGAAGCAAAAAGUUUGGUGUAUCGGGCCGUUUUCACAAUCUAACAAGAAUGAUUUAGAUAAAGCUCAACGUGGAAGUAAUGAUUCCAUCAUCACGAGCCAUGAGUGCAUCACCUGGCUCGAUUCUCAGGAACCGGGGAGUGUGGUUUACGCAUGUUUAGGGAGCCUAACGCGACUCACACCACCACAGUUUAUAGAACUGGCUCUAGGGUUAGAAGAGUCAGAAUCCCCGUUUAUUUUAGUGGUGAAAGGAGGGAGUCGAACAGAAGAGAUAGAGAAAUGGUUGGUGGAAGAUGGAUUUGAAAUGAGAGUGAAAGGAAGAGGUGUUUUGAUCCGUGGGUGGGCCCCGCAAGUUCUCAUAUUAUCACAUCCUUCAUUAGGAGCAUUCUUGACUCACUGUGGGUGGAAUUCGACUAUUGAAGGGAUUUGUGCAGGUGUACCGAUGAUAACGUGGCCUCAAUUUGCUGAGCAAUUUUUUAACGAGAGGUUGGUUCUGGAAGUAGUGGGAACGGGUGUGGGUGUUGGGGCUGAAUCAGUGAUGCCGUUAGUUGAGGAAGAUGCAGCCGGGAUGCAAGUGAAACGAGAGGACGUGUGUAAAGCUGUGAAGAUGGUGAUGGAUGAAGGUAUUGAAGGAGAAGAGCGAAGAAAAAAAGCUAAAUAUUUUAGGGAGAUGGCUGAAAAAGCGUUAGAAGAGGAAGGAUCGUCUCAAGUUAAUAUAAAACUGUUCAUUGAAGAUAUCAUGCUACACAUAAAUAAGGACAUGGCAGAUAAGUUAUAG